AUGGGUCGCGACUAUUACAGCAUUCUCGGCGUGAGCCCGUCGGCCACCCAGGAGCAGAUCCGCUUGGCGUACAUGAGGCGGGCAUUGGAAGUGCACCCCGACCGCAACCCGUCGCCAUCGGCCACACGCGAGUUCCAGGAGCUGGCCGACGCCUACUACACGCUUGGGACGCCCUCGCGGCGGCAUGACUACGAUGCGACAUACACACGUGAUGACCAGGGCGCAGGCAGCAGCGAAGCCUCUGGGCAAGCACGCGCUGAUGACGUGUUUGGAGACGUGUUUGAGGACUUCCUGCGGCCCUCGGUUGAGUCCAGCGGGUCGGGGUUCUGGGCGACAGUGGGCAUGGGCAGCGGCGCCGUGCUUGGGUUCAUCGUGGCGAACCUGCCUGGUGCGGUGGCGGGCGGUUACGCGGGCCGCAAACUCGGCUCAAUCCGAGACCAGACGGGCCGGGCGGUUUACGAGUCGUUCCAGGCGCUGCCGCAUGCGCGCAAGCUCCAGAUCCUGACCGCACUGGCGGCUCAGCUCGUGGCGGGGUCAUCAGGGCUUGGGAAGUGA
Linderina pennispora is the source of this 555-nucleotide messenger RNA. Its product is annotated as DnaJ-domain-containing protein. The record is from RefSeq and is a predicted model, not a curated record. The coding region runs from base 1 to 555 and encodes 184 amino acids. Gene Ontology annotation, molecular function: protein folding chaperone; protein-folding chaperone binding. Gene Ontology annotation, cellular component: nucleus; cytoplasm. The transcript has a single exon. Lineage: Eukaryota; Fungi; Kickxellomycota; Kickxellomycetes; Kickxellales; Kickxellaceae.